AUGGCGCCGCCGGACGAGUACAAGCAGUACGCCGCCCACCCCGACUCGCACGCCGACCCCGAGCAGCAAGCCCUCCUCCCCGGCCCCGGCCCCGGCCCCGACAUCCCGCCCCCGCCCGCCCCGCGCCAGCGGCCCAAGUCUGCGUACGCCUACCCCGCCCUCGCCUUCGUCGCCGGCGCCCUCGCCUGCCUCGCCGCGCAGCUCCUCUUCUGCGCGUCCGGCUGCUUCUCGCGCUCGUCUCCUGCCCCCUCCGCGUACCCCACCGACGCACACGUCCUCGCCCCGCCGUACGCGGGCUCGACGCAGGUGCACCGCUUCCCGCCCGCCUCGCCCUCCAACGCCGCGCCCUCGCUCUUCCCCACCAGCGUCGGGUUCGCCGGCAUCACCCCCACCGGCGCCGAGCCCGCGCUCGUCGCCACCGCCCCGUCCUACCCCGUCCACACGGGCGCGCCGCAGCUCGUCGCGCCCUCGCCCACGAAGCUGCGCAAUGGCACGUCGGCCGAGCGCUUCGAUCUGUUCAAGCUGUGGGGGAACUUGUCGCCGUGGUAUAGCGUGGGCCGCGGCGCGUUUGGCGUGGAUGCAGGCCCCGAGCCGCCGGAGACGUGUCGUGUGACGGGGCUGCAUUUCCUCCACAGGCACGGGGCGCGCUACCCGACUUCCUUCGCUUCGUAUGGUGGGCCCGCGAAUUUCUCUGGCCGUCUGCACGAGGCUGCCGCCGGCUGGAACGGCACGGGCGAUCUCGAGUUCAUGAACGAGUGGACGUACAAACUCGGGGAAGAAGUCCUGACACCAUUCGGCCGCCAGCAGCUCUUCGACCUCGGAGUCUCCCUCCGCCUCAAGUACGGCUUCCUCCUCGAGAACUUCACCGCGGCCAACGCCAUCCCCGUCUUCCGCACCGAGUCCCAGGACCGCAUGCUCGCGAGCGCGCUCAACUUCGCCGUCGGCUUCUUCGGGUACCCGUUCGAGGGGCAGUACCAGCAGAGCAUCACCAUCGAGGCCGACGGUUUCAACAACACCCUCGCGCCGUACAAGACCUGCCCGAACGCGCGCAUCGCCGCCAAAUCCGACCGCGCCAUCCCGUACGUGCGCGAGUGGGCGGGCAUAUACCUGUCCGACGCGCUCGCGCGCCUCCAGCCGCAGCUGAAGGGGUACCAGCUGACGGUCGAGGACGUGUACACGCUGCAGCAGAUGUGCGCAUACGAGACAGUCGCGAUUGGGUACUCCAAGUUCUGCGAGCUGUUCACGGAGGAGGAGUGGGAGGGCUUCAACUACGCCAUGGAUCUGUAUUUCUGGUACGACUCGGCCUUCGGCUCGCCCGUCGCAAAGGUCCAGGGGAUCGGGUACGUCCAGGAGCUCGUCGCGCGGCUCACGCACACGCCCAUCCCCACGCACAACUCGUCCACCAACGCGACGCUCGACGACGACCCGCUCAUGUUCCCGCUCGGCCAGAGCCUGUACGUCGACGCAACGCACGAGGUCGUCGUGCUCAACGUGAUCACCGCGCUGAAUUUGACGAGCUUUGCGCGGGACGGGCCCCUCCCUGCUGAUCAUAUCCCGCCCAAUAGAAGCUUCAGAGUGUCCCAGCUCGCGCCGUUCGCAACGAACGUCCAGUUCCAGCUCCUCUCGUGCGCGUCCACGCCCGGCCCGCAGAUCCGCGUCAUCAUCAACGAUGGCGUCGUCCCGCUCACAGGUAUCCGCGGCUGCCCGGCAGACAAGGACGGGAUGUGCCCCGUCGACGCGUUCGUCGCCGCGCAGAAGGAGAUCAUUGGGCAGACGGACUGGGAAUGGGGGUGCCAUGGCACGUGGGAGGUACCCGCGGGCCCGGCUUGGAAUACGACCACGGGGGAGCCGCCGAGGAGAGGGGAGGUGGUCGGGUGAUUGGUCUCAAUUUAUGUGGGCUGUAGUUUCGAUCCCGGACAUUAAUAUAAUUCAAUGCCCCCCC
Molecule: messenger RNA, 1942 nt
Organism: Gloeophyllum trabeum ATCC 11539
Lineage: Eukaryota; Fungi; Basidiomycota; Agaricomycetes; Gloeophyllales; Gloeophyllaceae
Product: phytase
Exons: 14
Coding region: 1-1878 (625 amino acids)
Molecular function (GO): acid phosphatase activity
Source: RefSeq, a predicted model, not a curated record